This is a messenger RNA of Nicotiana attenuata, 1163 nucleotides long. RefSeq lists its product as uncharacterized. Gene Ontology annotation, cellular component: mitochondrial membrane. Lineage: Eukaryota; Viridiplantae; Streptophyta; Magnoliopsida; Solanales; Solanaceae. The record is from RefSeq and is a predicted model, not a curated record. The transcript has 2 exons. Bases 87 to 812 code for a protein of 241 amino acids. Gene Ontology annotation, biological process: mitochondrial proton-transporting ATP synthase complex assembly.
ACCUAGCAACCAAAGCUCAAAACCCUCAUAAGAAGGGGUUUAAGAUCCCCAGUAGUUGUGAAUCAAAAACUAAAGCUGUAAAAACAAUGGCGAGAGGAGCACUUCUUCAUUUGGUUCGGUCUCAAGCUCCCCAUCUCAAGUCCAGGCACUUGCACUCAGCUUGUCGAUUGGGCAGACCUGGAAUCUUGUCACAGGUCUAUGGUGCUAGAACUGAAACUAGUUAUGUGACACAGCCAGCUGCGGUCCAUAAAAGAUGGCUAGCUGAAUCCUCUGCAUCACAAGGAGACAGCAAGAUCAGUAUUGGUCCUCGUAAAGGGGUAGAAGAUGGGAAUGAUGAAAAGGACUCUGGUAUUGUCUACUAUGGUCCCAUCUCAAGCACUAUCAAGAAAGUGAAGCUUCUUUCCCUUUCAACCUGUUGCCUCUCUGUAUCUUUAGGUCCUGUCAUUACUUUCAUGACAUCUCCUGACAUGAACGUGAUACUGAAGGGUGCUGUUGCAUCUUCUGUUAUAUUUAUAAGUGCAACUACUACUGCUGUCCUUCACUGGUUUGUAAGCCCUUACAUUCACAAACUCAAGUGGAAGCCAGGUUCAGAUACCUUUGAAGUGGAGAUGAUGUCUUGGUUGGCAACUUUUAUUCCCAAGACCAUUAAGUUUGCAGAUAUCAAGCCACCUCAGACAAACAGACCCUUCGUGACAUUCAAAGCCGAUGGAAACUUCUAUUUCGUUGAUACUGAGCAUUGUCACAAUAAAGCACUGUUGGCAAAGUUGACACCACAGAAACCGUCUUAUGAAUCAGCUUUCAAGAACUUGUGAUGGAAAUUUCCUUGCGGGAAUAAUUUGAAGUUUAGCUUGUUAAAGGUAUUGUAUAACAUUUUGGAUGAGCAAUGUCAAUGCUUGGAUAUGUAACCAGUUUUCUGCUCUUCUUUCGUAUUUCUUUUUUGGUAGUGCUAGAAAAGAGGGGAAAAGAGAGGGCGGGUGAAGCGUGGUGAAUCCACACAUUCUGUUUGAAACAUCAAAUAAUUUAUUCAAAGAUAUAUGCCUUGCCAGAAUGCAGAAUGUAUUUAGAUAAUUAACCGUGAUGUAUUUCUGCCAGUAGCUGCUGGCUGAUUCACGAACUCUCUGUCAAAACGCUCUCAGGGAAAAGUAACAUCAAAGUCAUUUCAA